Messenger RNA from Acanthochromis polyacanthus (spiny chromis), 873 nucleotides. Its product is annotated as electromotor neuron-associated protein 1-like. Gene Ontology annotation, molecular function: actin binding; microtubule binding. Gene Ontology annotation, cellular component: microtubule; neuronal cell body; synapse. Lineage: Eukaryota; Metazoa; Chordata; Actinopteri; Pomacentridae. Gene Ontology annotation, biological process: axonogenesis; regulation of microtubule depolymerization; microtubule cytoskeleton organization. Bases 40 to 756 code for a protein of 238 amino acids. The record is from RefSeq and is a predicted model, not a curated record. The transcript is spliced from 5 exons.
CCCCCAGACUCUUCCCCCUCGCUCACACCGGUAGUUGUCAUGGCGAUGGAGUCAGCCUCGGCGUCGGCUCCGGGGCUUGUUGCCAUGGAGAUCCCGGUGCGAGGUGCGCUCCCGGUGGUGGAGGAAGACGAGGGCUUUAGCGCGCUGCCGCCGGGGUCCGAGGAGCGACUACGGCACCGCCGAGGAGGAGGGAGACGGCGGCGCGGGGUGCCGUUCAACCGGGGCGGCUACUACAUGCUGAUAGUGAUCGGAGAGAUCGGCACGGAGCACCAGCUGGACGCCGCCAGGGUGCAGAUAGAGCGGGGAAUUCGAUCCUGGGAUGUUGACCUCAAGUGCUGUGACCUUGAUCAGCAACUGCAGCUUUUUAUAACUCGUCACUCCGCCCACUUCUCCUCCGAGGUCAGAGGACAAAGGACUCUCCACCACAGGAGUGAUGUCCUAGAGACUGUGGUACUUGUCAAUCCCUCAGUCGACACUGUUGUGUCAGAGAUCCAGUCUCUAGUCACCGACUCAGCAGGACACAAGCUUCUGGUCUUGAGUGGCCAGAGCUCUGAUCACGGUGGCCUUCUCCUUCAAACUGGGGUUUCACCUACCAGACCUUUUCAAGUAUCUUUGCUGAUCCUGGGGUCAGUGAAUUACUGGGCACAGCAGCCCCCAAGCAGCAGGCUACACUUACUGUGUCCUGCCGCGGGGAGGUGGGCUGGAGCUCCUUGGGACAGCAGCAGACCCUGCGGGAGUUCCUCGAAUACAGACUAAACCCUGAACCUGUUCUCCCAAAGAUGGAGGGUGUCACAGAGUUCACAGAGUACAUCUCUGAAACCGUGGAUGUUCCUUCCCCUUUUGACCUCCUGGAGCCUCCCACCUCCGGAGGCU